AUGGCGAGUGGCAUUGCUAGGGCUGCUUCUGGUUCUCCCCCUCGCUCAGGGGCAAACCUUAAGGGCUUCAUGGGUGCUUCCGGGAGCUCGUGGGAUACAAAACAAUUCAACUACUUCGAGAUCAAACCAAGGGCGGCCCGCAUUGCUACUGGAUUCCCUUCAUUCCUGGCCAACUUUCGCACGUCCUGCCUUCAGCCGGACAUUCAAAAGCGACUUAAAGAAGUUGGGUCCGGUACCCUAACCCAACUCGAUCAUCAGAAGCUCUCGAUGGGCUUUGGGGGGGAGCUUAGCCCAGCAGGAACCAUGGUUGGGCCGUUUUACGCUUUCCUAGCCAUGGUCAAGGAGAUACCCCAUGAUGAAGCCCAAGACGUUGCGCGUCAACACCCGAAGCGUGACACGAAACCCGUCCAGCGCCCUGGCUAUGUCCGGACAGAUUCUUUGGAGCUGGAAGGGUCUUCCCCCGAGAUGUCAAGCGAUGACGAUGGCGACAAGUCGUAUACUGCCAAGAGCGAGGACACGGACCAAUCUAGUCAUGAGCGGCGGAAGAAACCAGAAAUAGUCACCCAGGUAACAUUGAUUCUAUUUAACCAGGUAGUUUACGAAGGCUCCGAUCUGAACCAGCGAGGCACCCGGCAGCGAACACCUGAAGUGCAGCGGUUGGAGUGGCACAUUACGCCUACAAAAUUCUACAUUAGCGCCCCCAGGGUCGGCUCUACCUCCAUCAGCGAUGGCAGUCUUUUUUGGAAAAGGUAUGAUUCCAAUAGUAACUGGGUAAUGAAGGAUCCACUUGUGUAUUGCUCUGUGGAGUUGUCUGAGUACGAUCGAACCUUGGAUCUUGCUUUGAAACUAGGGAAGCUAGACCUGGAUAAUAAGAAGACCCCUACCCUUGAUGUCUUUGAGACACACCAGUAUAACCUUUCCAAUCCCGAUGAUCGCGAGCAGGCCGCAAAGAUAUUGCUUGCUAUGGGUGAAUACCAUGGUCAGAACGGGCCUUUGCUGAAGGACUGGGUUUCCAAUGGCUAG
Molecule: messenger RNA, 1023 nt
Organism: Uncinocarpus reesii 1704
Lineage: Eukaryota; Fungi; Ascomycota; Eurotiomycetes; Onygenales; Onygenaceae
Exons: 3
Coding region: 1-1023 (340 amino acids)
Source: RefSeq, a predicted model, not a curated record